AAAGUGGAGCAACUGAGCAUGAGCAAAGACGAUGAAAGUGAAGAAGAGGCGGUAACUUUAGGAACAGAUUGGAUCAAUAACGAUAAGAAAUUAUUGGAUAUGAUGGGUGAUAAGAAGAUGGACGAUGAAACCAAGAAAAAACAAAAAAAAAUUACGAAUCAAAUGAAAUACGAUGUAAGCAAAAUGGAAAACCACAAAGACAAAGAAAAACAAUAUGAAGAUUAUUUUAACGUAAAUAAAGUUGAUGUCGUGAACAGUCUUCUUCGUGUUGGAUCUAAUGGUGACAGUACUAGUGAUUCAAAUGGAAAAGAUGAUGAUCAUGUUUACAGAGGGAAAACUCCAAAUGACGUCGUAGAAAAAUUGGGUUAUAAGGAUACUACAAUACAAGACAAGAAAAACAACUUAGAGAGAUUACUACAGAACCUGGUACCCACAGGAAAACUUCCAAAGCUGCCGAAAGGCUUUAAAGAACUAUCGAAAACAAGUGGGCGCUUCGCACAUAAAGUGGACGAAAAUAAUCGCGUCACAGUUACAUCAAACGUUAAAGAACCAAUAAAAUUGUUUGAUGGAAUGAUGAACAUAGGAAAUGGCAUGCUACAAUUUAGUUAUCACAACAAAGAAGAGAAAGACGAAAAAUGGCAGUUUAAAGCAACAGGAACGUGGAUGAAUGGUGAACAGGAAAUUAAUGUUGUUUUGGAAAGUUCAAAACACGAUGACCAUUUCACACUUAUGGGUACAGGUGACUCGUUGGCACUGCAAGAUUACUUUUCGAUCUAUGUAACAAAUGCAGCGUUUGCCAAAUCUGGAAUAAAUAUGGCAGUGUUUGAAGAAAUGACCGUUUCAAAUGCUGAACUUUACGUCGUGUUCAAUAACUUAAAGAAUAUUGUAAGUCUGGUAUCCGGUAACAUAACAUAUGGAGAUGAAACGAAGCCAAUACGUUGUCAAACUUUUAUCGAAAAAUUUCCUGGGAAAGACCCCGUAUUUGCUAUACUGAUGGACUUCGCGCCAGGCUCGGGAUAUUCCGUAUUGAAGUCGUUGAUGAAGGAUGAAAUAGCCAAAAUCCCGUUUGUUAACAACUUGUUGUCAGGAAAAAACUUGUUUAAGGUGGCUGAAGGUGGAUUUGGUUUUGCUGCAUCUUCCAGUGAUAUAGAACGACAUCGUUUGAGCGUAUUUGGUGAAGGAAUGUUGGACCGAGAUUUAGAUUCACAUAUUACACCAGGGAUAACAUUAACGAUACCUAUUUUAUUCAAUUUUCAAAAUUCCCAAGAAACUCACGACAUAAUAACACGACUAUCUAAUCAUACGGUCUCUUUCUUUCCCACUAAAAGCACAAGAAUCGAUUUAUCAAGAAUAUUUAAGACACUUUCAAAGUCGAAACAACCAAAAAUAUCCAAUCUUGGGUACUUGGACGUUAAUGACGUGUUCUUGAAAGAACUGAAGUACGAUCUUAACGCUUCGUUAUACACAAUCCUGGGAUCUACAACUCGUCAGUUAAAUAUUGCACCAGGAAUGAUAUACCUAGACGAAGGAAAUUUGGAAUUUCGUCAACAAGUACCGCACGAUUUUUCUACAUUGGCAUUGUAUGGUUCAGGAAGUGCAAAAGUUGGCCAGGCAAAGCUCAAUAUUUCUUUGCACACGGACGUUCACAUCAACAAAUUGCUCAUCAAUGGUGAAGCAUAUGCCAUUUGGUCACCAGAUAUUGCGUCAACAUUUGGCAUAACCAUGGAGAUAGAUGAUGACGUGCGAUGGAUAAUGGACAACAACCAAAUGCUAAACAUCAAUCUUGAGAAUGUUCAUAUGUUUACAGUGGUGAAAAAUGGUGAAAGUAGCUCAGUGCAUUUCACAGGAUUUUUACAACCCAUCUCAUGGAAUGAUGUAAUUCAAGUAGAGAUUGUUGUAUUUUAUGACAGCUUACUAAACAAACGCCGCAUGAUCACAGGCUAUUUGUUUCAUAAAUUGCCGCUGACAUAUGCUAUCGACGCUCUCGGUUUUGGCAAGUUUGCAACACCAAGGUUUUUGGACAACAGUAGAAAUUCGAUGCUAGUCAUAUCUCCCAUAAACACACAAUCCAUGUUUAUUAAUCCAGCGUUCAAUGGCCUUUCUUUCAUGCAGGGUCUUUCAUUGGUAGGAGAAUUUCGUCUACCAGAUGUUUGCACAUUAAAUGUGGUGUGUGAGUCAGCAGUACAGUUUCUGGGCACGGAGAACUGGUACCGAGUUCAAGGCCUCGUAUCGUCACGUGGCUACAAACUUGUAGGGAACGUCGACCGGAACUUUAUUUUGGCAAAAGACUUAAAAUUGACCAACAACAUUUUAGAAUUCGCUAUUGGUAAAUACAGUGAUAUGACCAUUGCAACGGAAAUGAAUUUAGAGAAUAACAAUCUCACUUUUCGAGGAUAUGUGAACUUUGAACCGAACGGUAUGAGACUACGCAUGAGCAGUAACGAUGUCUGGUCACAUCCAUUUGCUAGAAAUUUUCUUACUUUUGACCGUCUCAGCUUCGACACACCAUUGAUCAGCGGUAUAACAUUGAACGAGCUCAAAAUGACCGGGGAGUUAAAGUUCGGUUUGCAGGGCAGUCUGUACGCCAUAUUUGCUCCUGCCUACGUGACUUUUAAAUUGUCUGAGAAGAAGAUGGUUAGUUUCCGGGCAAAAAUGACAAAUAUUACCCUGGAGACAAUUAUUAAUGCCCUUAAUUUCAAGUCAAGUCUACCGGAUGUGUUACUUAAUUCUCGUUUUCACCAGAAUCUUAUUGUAAGAUUCAUGCCUAAAGAGAAACCUGAAGAUCAAAACUUAGAUUUCUAUGGUAAAAUGGAAAUGUUAUCGCGUACAUUUAUGGUUAAAUUACAGCUCGAUAGAAAAAAACGUAUCACAGGCAUCACAUCUCAUUCAGAGUUUCCAUUGCUUUUGGAUGGUGGGCUAAUAACAGUUUGUGCUGACCAAAAUCAUAAACGGUUCGGUCCGCGGGCGAUGUUUACGAUCACACCCAAAUCGGCAACAUUCAAGUUAGAUGGAUUUGUAAAUUUCAUGGGUCUAGCAGAAAGAACCAAGAUAGAUGUUGGGGAAUUUGGGACGCAGUUUUCUUUAAGAGGAAGUCUUUUUGGCACAACUAAAACAAUAACUUCUUUCAUGUCUCCGGAUAGUCUAGCCGAGAAUGGACCAUAUAUUGCCUCCGCUUGCCUACCGGACAUUAUACCUCACGUGACCACACGCGUCAAUUUAUUGUUGGCAGCAGCUGCUGACCAGGCAGAACAAUACAUAAAACAGGCGAUAAGUCACUAUGAAAAAGCGACAGAAUAUCACAAGAAAGCCCUAGAAGACGAACACGAGCAAAUUUUCCUGUUAGACGAAGGGGAAAAUGAUGUGGAGAAUGACAACAAACAACUGUUUAUAGCCGAGGAACGAUACAACAAGACUUGCGUUGAGAAAAAAUGCACAAAAACCUGCAUUGGUUGUCCAUCCUGGAUCAAUUGUUGUGAUCAUGAUGUUUUUGGUAAUUGCGUUAAAUGUCCCACGUGGAAACCAUGUUGCUGGCAUGGCAAAAAUCCUAUUUGUAAAGCUAAGAAUCACGCUUGUCGGAUUAUGAAAAAAUUUUCCGCUGAAAAACUUCAGGAGAUUGCAAGACGAGUGUAUGUGGACAAAGAAAAGAAAAUCGAGAGAGAGAAAGUGGUUUGGAAAUCAGAAUACACGAAGGGCAAGACGGAAGCAAUUUUGGAAGCAGCACAACGGGCCUUGAAUCUUGUUAAUCAAGACUCCGUGUUGAGACUUCAAGCCUCUAACACAAUCAAAAGAUAUGGACUAGAGAAACUUGUUGAUAUUAACAGUGUCUGCUUUCACACGACAUUAAAAACACUGGCAACAAGUUGCUUAACUUUAAAUAUCAAUGCAACGUUUGCCAAUGAACACGUGACAAAAAGUCUUCCAUAUUAUGGAUGUUUGAAUAAAGAGCUCGCGAGUAAAAUGGCCAAUCAUAUAACUCAAUAUAUGCUUCGAGAUAAAAGCAAAAACGAAGUAAACUCAAAGCACACAGUGGCAGAGAAAACGAAAAGUGGCGAUCAAAGAAGUGGAAACCUGUUUGGUAUGCCUCUUUAUGAAGAGAAAGUUGAUUUACCAACAAAUUCACGGGAAGUGACGUACGCUAGAUGGAGGAGAGAUGAUGCAAACUUGAACAACGAUGAAGAAAUGAAACCAUUCUGGUCGAUUCGAAACAACUUUAAAACACACGUGCUGUCAUUAUUGCAACAACGUGCCGCUGUUCCUCGCAGUCCGCUAAAGAAAAAGUGGCAAAUACCCGCAUCAAGGAAAGGAAAAUGCAGAGUCUAUCGUCAGUUGGUGGAAAUUUGUAAAGACAUGAUGGAAACUGUGAACAAAAUGUUUCAAUCCUUUAAAGAUGGCAAAGGGAAAUUUAACAAACGGCUUACGGAACUCCAGUUAGGAUUAAACAUAACUAUUAAUGAUCUUGAAAAACAAGUUAUGGAUAUUCCAGAAAUGCAAGAUCGAUUGUCUGAUAUAGAAAUGAACAUACGUAACGUGGGCUCAGGAGUAAAUAAAUGGAAAAAAAACUGUGAAUCAGACCAAGAGGAUCAAAACAAAAUGGCUAUUCAAGAAUGGGUUGCCAUAAUGGAAGAGAGAAUUCGCAGAUUAGGUGGACAAGGUGUUGACAGAUUUCUCUCCAAUCUUUUUCGGGCAUUCGAGGGUAUGUUUCUAGGAACCGACACUCCAAAAAGAGGCGCUCGAAAAAUUCUCAACACGUUGCACUCCAUUCGUGAAAUAUCUGCGAUGUUUCAUGACAUAUUUGGAAAUAGUGAAAUCACUUUGGAAAAAGCUGGAAUUAGAGCAGAAAUUGUAAUGUCGAAGUUAAAACUGAUCAAAGAUACGCAAAUGUUUUGCGACAACUAGAAAUUGAGAAGCAUCAUUGCUCCAUUAUACACUUUUGUUUAUGAUAUUUCUGAAGAGGCCAAGAUUGCUAUUUGCACAAACUUUACUUGUGUCAUAUCAUAAAAUUCUUGAACUUGACUAGGUUAUUUAGAUUGUCAAUAUCAUCUCAACAUGUAUAAAGAGUUCGGUCAAAUUUCUCUUGGUCAGUUCUUUAUAUUAAACUCGAAAUUUUUAA
Xenia sp. Carnegie-2017 is the source of this 5110-nucleotide messenger RNA. RefSeq lists its product as uncharacterized. The transcript has 14 exons. The record is from RefSeq and is a predicted model, not a curated record. Bases 19 to 4896 code for a protein of 1625 amino acids. Lineage: Eukaryota; Metazoa; Cnidaria; Anthozoa; Malacalcyonacea; Xeniidae.